AUGCCUUCCCCAACUCCAUACCGUUCCGCGGAUCCGCCAGGCUCCCCGGGGAACGAUUCUGAUUCAGACCUCGAUCUCGACAUUCAGGAGCUCGACCCUGCGACCACAAGCACCGAACGCACUUCUGGUCUCAUCCGCCACGAUCGCCAAAACAACGAACACCGAUCGCCACGUAUAGCACUGCGAAAUCUACGCAUGGGGGGCUCACGUCGGGCUGUGCAGAAGGCCAGGGGAUAUGGAGAACUCGGCCAGAACCGCGAUGGCGCCAGCGAGGAUGCCCAAGCACUCCUCGGCGAAUCCGAAGGCUCUUCGUCACAGUACAGGGACGGACACGCAGGUGUAGGCUCCGACGAUGAUUCACCUCUCCUCCCCGGGGGCUCACCACCCAGGCGCCGCUCCUUCGCCGGAGACAGGUUCGAGCGCCUCACCUCCAGCCUACGACUGCCCAGCUUCAUGUCGAAUUCAGGGGCACAAGAGGCAAGCAAGGACGAUGGGCAAGACCAAGAUGAGGACGACCCGUCCAGCUCCCGUCUUGUCGCCGUAGGGUCCGCGCAGGCGACAAGGUUUCCCCCGAACCUUGUAUCGAACGCCAAAUACACAGCGCUCACAUUCCUGCCCGUCACUCUGUAUAACGAAUUCUCCUUCUUCUUCAACAUGUACUUUUUGCUGGUGGCUUUAUCCCAGGCAAUUCCCGCUCUCCGCAUCGGUUACCUCACAACAUAUGUUGCACCGCUAGCCUUUGUCCUUUUUAUCACCAUGGGAAAGGAGGCUUACGACGACAUCGAGAGGAGGAGGAGAGACAAUGAGGCCAAUGCGGAGGCGUAUACUAUCUUGGCAUUUGACGAACCUGGUCGGGGCAUGGCUUCUGGACGGCGGUCUCAUAAGAGGCUCAAGUCAGAUUCAAUGAGGAAGAAGGGCAAAAGCUCAGUCAACAACCGUGACAGGCUCUCGGAUAUACAAGAAGAAGAAGAGCGAGCUGAGGGAGACGGCCACUCCGCAGAGCCGUCUUCGUUUGUCCGUGAAGUCAAUCGCAAGUCGCGCGACCUCAAGGUUGGGGAUGUCCUCAAGUUGGGCAAGGGGCAAAGAGUCCCUGCCGAUGUGGUCAUUUUGAAGUGCAUCACUUCGGAGACCACGAAUGCGUCUCCAGUUAUGGAGCCGAUCGUGGAAGAGGAAUUGUUGCUGGUUGAUACGGACGAAGAAGAGUCCAAGAACGCAAAGAUGCUCACCAAGGGCAAAGAUGUUGAGAACAAUGACGGCGGCGGCGGCGCAACUGGCGAGACUUUCAUCAGAACCGACCAAUUGGAUGGAGAAACAGACUGGAAGCUACGGCUGGCAUCACCCUUGUCGCAAACUUUGCCUACGGAGGAGUUUGUGCGUCUUCGUGUCACAGGAGGCAAACCGGAUAGGAAAGUGAACGAGUUCUUGGGUACCGUCGAGCUAUUGCCCAGCAGACGAGACGCUCAAAACCAACAGGGAGCGCUCAACGGGGAUGAAGGCACCUCGGCUCCUUUAUCGAUCGACAACACAGCCUGGGCGAACACGGUCAUCGCCUCCAAUGCCACCACGCUCGCAGUUAUCAUGUACACCGGGCCUCAGACAAGGUCCGCACUGUCUACUGCGCCCUCGCGAUCGAAAACCGGCCUCCUGGAAUACGAAAUCAAUUCUCUAACAAAGAUUUUAUGCGCGCUAACGUUGGCACUCUCCAUUAUUCUCGUCGCAUUGGAAGGUUUUGGGAAUACCGAAGGAAACGUUUGGUACAUCAAGAUCAUGCGCUUCCUGAUUCUCUUCUCGACAAUCGUACCCAUCAGUCUGCGUGUCAAUCUCGACAUGGGCAAGAGCGCGUACUCUUGGUUCAUCCAACGAGACCCUGGCAUUCCUGGGGCCGUUGUUCGAACAAGCACGAUUCCUGAAGACCUGGGUAGGAUCGAGUAUCUACUGAGUGACAAGACUGGCACCCUGACGCAGAACGAGAUGGAGAUGAAGAAAAUCCAUGUCGGCACGGUCUCCUACGCCAACGAGGCCAUGGAUGAGGUCACGUCAUAUGUCAAACAAGGUUUCCAUAUCCAGCCUACUACCGACCCUUCGUCGCAUACGAUGCUGAUGACGCCUUCUACAACAUUCGCAAACUCAUCAAACGUCGGGGCGACCCGUACGAGAAGAGAGAUCGGGUCUCGCGUCCGAGACGUUGUCCUCGCUCUGGCAUUGUGUCACAACGUGACUCCAACGACAGAGGAGGAGGAUGGGAAGACUGUGGUCUCGUACCAGGCAUCUUCUCCCGACGAGAUUGCUAUCGUCCGUUGGACGGAGUCUGUCGGCCUUCGCCUCGCCUACCGGGAUCGUACAAGCAUGGUCCUCGAGUCAACGGAAAGCGGCCGCGAGAUCGUUCGCGUACGCAUCCUCGAUGUCUUCCCUUUCACUUCCGAAGGGAAACGUAUGGGCAUUAUCGUUCAGUUUUUCGAGCAAGCCCAGUCGGCAGCGCCGAAUCUCGCCAACAGCGAAAUUUGGUUCUACCAAAAGGGUGCUGACACUGUGAUGAGUCCAAUCGUCGCCGAGAAUGACUGGCUCGAUGAGGAAACAUCCAACAUGGCUCGAGAGGGCUUGCGCACACUUGUGGUCGGACGAAAACGUCUGUCGUACGAACAGUACAAAGAAUUCACCGGAAGCUAUCAAGCGGCUUCGCUGGCCAUUGCUGGCCGCGACGCCGGUAUGCAACGUGUUGUGGCUCAGUAUCUCGAGCGCGACCUGGAACUCCUUGGUGUCACUGGUGUGGAGGAUAAGCUUCAAAAAGACGUCAAGCCAUCUCUGGAACUGUUAAGAAACGCCGGCAUCAAGAUUUGGAUGUUGACCGGUGACAAGGUCGAGACCGCACGCUGCGUGGCCGUAAGCUCCAAGCUGGUUGCCCGUGGUCAGUACAUCUACACCGUGUCCAAGCUUAAGAAGAAAGACAACGCGCAAGAACACCUCGAUUUCCUCCGUGGCAAAACAGACUCUUGCCUCCUGAUUGACGGCGAGAGUCUGGCCCUGUUUCUUACCCAUUUCAGGAUCGACUUUGUGUCCGUUGCCGUCCAGCUCCCCACUGUCGUUGCCUGCCGAUGCUCGCCGACGCAGAAGGCAGAGAUUGCAAAGCUGAUCAAGGAGUAUACUAAGAAGCGCGUCUGCUGUAUCGGAGAUGGCGGCAAUGAUGUUUCCAUGAUCCAGGCAGCGGACGUUGGUGUUGGUAUUGUGGGCAAGGAAGGUCGACAGGCCAGUUUGGCAGCAGACUUCUCGAUCGAACAGUUCUUCCAUCUGACCAAGCUCCUGGUCUGGCACGGUCGAAACAGUUACAAGCGCAGCGCUAAGCUCGCCCAGUUUGUCAUCCAUCGUGGGUUGAUCAUUGCUGUCUGCCAGACGAUGUACAGCAUCGCCAUUAAGUUCGAGCCUGAAGGUCUUUAUAAGGACUGGCUUCUUGUGGGAUACUCCACCGUGUACACUGCUUUUCCUGUGCUUUCCCUCGUGCUCGACAAGGAUGUCGACGAGAAUUUGGCAAACCUCUAUCCUGAGCUGUACAAGGAGCUCACCUCCGGUCGAUCACUAUCUUAUCGGACCUUCUUCGUCUGGGUUGCCGUUUCGAUUUAUCAAGGUUGUACGAUUCAAGGUCUCUCGCAGAUUCUCACGGACGUCGACAGCCCCAAGAUGGUGGCUGUGUCGUACACCGUACUAGUACUCAACGAGCUCCUCAUGGUUGCCAUCGAAAUUACAACCUGGCAUCCCGUCAUGAUCAUCUCCAUAGUUGGUACCUUCGUCGUAUUUGUGGGCUCCAUUCCGUUUUUGGGUGGCUACUUUGACCUUCAGUUCAUCAUCACUUUGGGAUUCAUCUGGCGCGUCCUCGCCAUCGCGUCUAUAUCGCUCAUCCCUCCAUACGCGGUGAAACUCAUCAGGAGAACGAUGAAGCCGCCCUCGUACAGAAAAGUGCAGAGCACGUAG
Molecule: messenger RNA, 3963 nt
Organism: Colletotrichum spaethianum
Lineage: Eukaryota; Fungi; Ascomycota; Sordariomycetes; Glomerellales; Glomerellaceae
Product: putative phosphoribosylformylglycinamidine synthase
Exons: 3
Coding region: 1-3963 (1320 amino acids)
Biological process (GO): phospholipid translocation; retrograde vesicle-mediated transport, Golgi to endoplasmic reticulum; endocytosis
Cellular component (GO): trans-Golgi network; plasma membrane; endosome
Molecular function (GO): ATP binding; ATPase-coupled intramembrane lipid carrier activity; magnesium ion binding
Source: RefSeq, a predicted model, not a curated record